GCAAACAUGGCGGCGCACUUGAGCAGAGCUGUGAAGCGGCUUUUCCCGAGGGAGCGUGGUUGGCUCCUGCCUGCAGCCUGGCAGUUCUAUCCCGAAUCAUGGCGUCAUCAGCAUCACUCUGCAGGCUCCUCGCUGCGCUACAUACCCCGCAGGGCCGUUCUCUACUGCCCUGGCAAUGAUGAGCGAAAAUUGAGGAAGCUGGCCUCGUUGGAUGUCGACUGUGUCGUCCUGGACUGUGAGGAUGGUGUAGCCCUCAGCAAAAAGACAGAGGCCAGAGAGACCAUCCCCAGGAUGUUGGUGGAACUGGAUCUGGGGCGGACGGAGAAAUGUGUGAGGGUGAACUCGGUGUCCAGUGGCUUAGCUGAAGAUGACCUGCGUGUCAUUCUGCAGGGUGAGGUUCUCCCUCCUGCCAUCAUGUUACCAAAAGUGGAGGACACACAGGAGGUGCAGUGGUUUGUUGACAGGUUUCAGCACAACUUGAAAGGACACGCACUGACAGAACCCAUUCGCCUGGUCACCUUUGUGGAAACCGCUGUGGGCCUGCUCAAUUUUAAGGCGGUGUGUGAGGAAAUCCGUCGACUUGCUCCCAGGGCUGGUCUCCACCAUGACGGCGUGGUGUUUGGCUCUGAUGACUUCUGUGCCAGCAUAGGUGCCACACGGACUAAGGAUGCCAGGGAGCUCCUUUACGCCCGACAGAAGGUGGUGGUGACCACCAAAGCGUUUGGGCUACAGGCCAUCGAUCUGGUCUACAUCGACUACAAAGAUGUGGAGGGGCUGAGGCAGCAGGCCAGAGAGGGCGCUCUCAUGGGCUUCACAGGUAAGCAGGUGAUCCACCCAGGGCAGAUCCAGGCUGUACAGGAAGAGUUCUCCCCCAGUCAGGAGAGGGUCCAAUGGGCCAAAGAGCUCAUUGCUGCUUUUGACCAACAUCAAAAGGAGGGCAAGGGUGCGUUCACCUUCCGCGGCAGCAUGAUUGACAUGCCCUCGCUGAAGCAGGCGCAGAACAUCAUAACCCUCUCCAGCGCGGUGCCGGAGCAAUAACACCAAAUUGGGAUGGGACCAAAAGCGGGAGGAACCACACACCACUAAACCAUGGGCCGCAGAGGUCAAGGCGGACUGAAAAAAAAAUGUUACGACAAAUUGUAGCGCUUCACAAACAACUUGACUUUGACGCCUGACAGAAAAGGACAGUGGGGAUGUUUGGUGUUGAUUUUUAAUAAUUGUCCACAUAUGUCCCAUUCAAUUCAUUGGUGUGCUUUGGCAGUUGCAGUGAAGUUUCACUUUUACUGCCGAGGUCCAUUUACUUUAUGACUAUAUACUGAAAUGUAUUGCUGAAUAUAAACUCUGCAUGUAGGGAGCACCAACCGGAAAACCUUUGGAAACCAACCAUUGAAGAUUAUUGCCCAUGUGCGGGGCACUUUCUUGGCAGUGUGUGCACCAUCAAGAUGCUCGCCUGUGUCUUUGUGUGUGUGUGUGUGUGUGUGUUUUUGUGUGUGUGUGUGUGUGUGCAUGCGCGCCCAUGGCCUCCCAUCUCUUCUAAGUCAUGAUGAAUGCUCUUGCAUCUCCAUGGUCCGGGCAGCUGGGCGAAAGGGUAAACAAACACAACAAGCCACUGUUGUUGAUCUAUUCAUCGGGCCCCAGUCUUCCAGUCAGGCCUCAGCCCCCCCGCCCAGGGCCUAACUCACAAACAUCAAAGUCCUGCCCGCUGGAAAAAAAAAACCCUAAAAAAGAGCCGCAGAUGCAAGUGUGUUAACUCACGAUUUAGCUUUUUUCUGUCAGUCUCCUUAGUAAAGACAUGCAGCUCGCUCUGUGGAAGCAGCGAGCCUGUGGUCUUGAUGGAGAAGGCGUGCGGUGUCAGACACACCAUGACCUGCACGGAAAAUAAACACUGCAUACAUACCCACGCUGCGGCGGUGUUCUUCACCCGGCCUCUCAUUUAACACACACCAACACAAAAAAAAAGUUGAACUCGCAUUUGCAGGUAUUGCUUCUCGGCGAAUUCCCCUGUUUAUCGGCAUUUGCUUCGGUUUAAUCGGUGUUGAUCAUAACAAUUAAAUGAGCCGAACCGGUUUGUUGCUCUGUCAUCGAAUGAAAGUGCGACGUGGCCCUGUGCGGUCGGGCACAAGUGACCUUCCAGAGACAGAGAGGUGGGUGUGAUGUUGGAGUGAGACAGAUUAGUGGCCAUGUUGCUCCAGCAGACCAGGACCGGGGCUUUGUCUCUCUUGACUGUGGAUGGGAGGAUAAUUGGGGGGGUGUUGAAUGGUUAAUAGUGCCAUUGGUGACCAUGGUAAUGAAAGGCACCAUACCUCCCCUACCCACCUCAUCCACUCAUCUCUCUCUCUCUCCCUCUCUCUCUCUCUCUCUCUCUCUCUCUCCCCUACUGUAUCAUCUAUUGUGUCUGGGGCAGGACUGUGAUCUGUGCCAGGCCAGGCCAGACACACACAAAAAAAAAAGAAGACAGAAACCACUCCUGCAACCGUCCAAACCCCAGACCAGUAAGCUGUCUCUUUGGCAAUAGGCCACAUAUGUCUCUCACGGGCAGCUCACUUUUUCUUUUUUUUCUGUCACGAUUUCGCCUUUUGUUUGAUUUUCACCAAAUCUACACACUGGGGUCGGUGGAGAAAAAACCCUGUCAGACGUGUGUGACGUUAUUUUGGGUGGAGCCACUUUGUGAGCCACUGCAGCACAGACGUCGGUCAUCGGGUUAUACUCCUGAAUUUGUCGGACUUGAAUGGUAAAAAUAUUGUUUCUUUGACUUGUCACAUACACAGACUGAGUAGCCUGUGCUGGAUGUUUAAAUCGUAACGUGUAAAUCCUCAUAUCUGCUGUUUUUGGUUGUUUUCCCAUUAAAUGAAAGAGUGGAUUUUGAUUGAACUUUAAUGUGGGUGUUUUGUUUAAUUCAUUUAUCAUUUGUUGUAGCUUCAUCAUGGUGCAAUCUGUAAUGAACGGACAGGUUUCAAAUACUUCAAUGCCUGUAUGAGUAAUUUAAAGUACUGGCUGGUUUGUAUUGUUUUUGCACAAACAAAUAAACAUGAGUACGAUUCUGAAUGGAA
Molecule: messenger RNA, 3050 nt
Organism: Platichthys flesus (European flounder)
Lineage: Eukaryota; Metazoa; Chordata; Actinopteri; Pleuronectiformes; Pleuronectidae
Gene: clybl
Product: citrate lyase beta like
Exons: 8
Coding region: 7-1038 (343 amino acids)
Biological process (GO): regulation of cobalamin catabolic process
Molecular function (GO): (S)-citramalyl-CoA lyase activity
Source: RefSeq, a predicted model, not a curated record